This is a messenger RNA of Closterium sp. Yama58-4, 1380 nucleotides long. The record is from the annotation of a GenBank genome assembly. NCBI's taxonomy places the organism in Eukaryota, Viridiplantae, Streptophyta, Zygnematophyceae, Desmidiales, Closteriaceae.
AUGUCUGGGUUGGCCGGUGGGCAGGCCGGUGGGCAGGCCGGUGGGUAUGAUGGUGGGUAUGAUGGUGGGUAUGAUGGUGGGUAUGAUGGUGGGUAUGAUGGUGGGUAUGAUGGUGGGUAUGAUGGUGGGUAUGAUGGUGGGUAUGAUGGUGGGUAUGAUGGUGGGUAUGAUGGUGGGUAUGAUGGUGGGUAUGAUGGUGGGUAUGAUGGUGGGUAUGAUGGUGGGUAUGAUGGUGGGUAUGAUGGUGGGUAUGAUGGUGGGUAUGAUGGUGGGUAUGAUGGUGGGUAUGAUGGUGGGUAUGAUGGUGGGUAUGAUGGUGGGUAUGAUGGUGGGUAUGAUGGUGGGUAUGAUGGUGGGUAUGAUGGUGGGUAUGAUGGUUGGUAUGAUGGUGGGUAUGAUGGUGGGUAUGAUGGUGGGUAUGAUGGUGGGUAUGAUGGUGGGUAUGAUGGUGGGUAUGAUGGUGGGUAUGAUGGUGGGUAUGAUGGUGGGUAUGAUGGUGGGUAUGAUGGUGGGUAUGAUGGUGGGUAUGAUGGUGGGUAUGAUGGUGGGUAUGAUGGUGGGUAUGAUGGUGGGUAUGAUGGUGGGUAUGAUGGUGGGUACGAUGGUGGGUACGAUGGUGGGUACGAUGGUGGGUACGAUGGUGGGUACGAUGGUGGGUACGAUGGUGGGUACGAUGGUGGGUACGAUGGUGGGUACGAUGGUGGGUACGAUGGUGGGUACGAUGGUGGGUACGAUGGUGGGUACGAUGGUGGGUACGAUGGUGGGUACGAUGGUGGGUACGAUGGUGGGUACGAUGGUGGGUACGAUGGUGGGUACGAUGGUGGGUACGAUGGUGGGUACGAUGGUGGGUACGAUGGUGGGUACGAUGGUGGGUACGAUGGUGGGUACGAUGGUGGGUACGAUGGUGGGUACGAUGGUGGGUACGAUGGUGGGUACGAUGGUGGGUAUGAUGGUGGGUAUGAUGGUGGGUAUGAUGGUGGGUAUGAUGGUGGGUAUGAUGGUGGGUAUGAUGGUGGGUAUGAUGGUGGGUAUGAUGGUGGGUAUGAUGGUGGGUAUGAUGGUGGGUAUGAUGGUGGGUAUGAUGGUGGGUAUGAUGGUGGGUAUGAUGGUGGGUAUGAUGGUGGGUAUGAUGGUGGGUAUGAUGGUGGGUAUGAUGGUGGGUAUGAUGGUGGGUAUGAUGGUGGGUAUGAUGGUGGGUAUGAUGGUGGGUAUGAUGGUGGGUAUGAUGGUGGGUAUGAUGGUGGGUAUGAUGGUGGGUAUGAUGGUGGGUAUGAUGGUGGGUAUGAUGGUGGGUAUGAUGGUGGGUAUGAUGGUGGGUAUGAUGGUGGGUAUGAUGGUGGGUAUGAUGGUGGGUAUGAUGGUGGGUAUGAUGGUGGGUAG